Trichoderma citrinoviride is the source of this 594-nucleotide messenger RNA. RefSeq lists its product as hypothetical. Lineage: Eukaryota; Fungi; Ascomycota; Sordariomycetes; Hypocreales; Hypocreaceae. Gene Ontology annotation, biological process: protein phosphorylation; DNA damage checkpoint signaling; telomere maintenance. Gene Ontology annotation, molecular function: protein binding; protein serine/threonine kinase activity. Gene Ontology annotation, cellular component: nucleus. The record is from RefSeq and is a predicted model, not a curated record. The transcript has a single exon. The annotation marks the transcript as partial.
UGGUUCAUCCAACAGUUUCCCAACCCGUCGGCUUGGUUCAGCGCACGCCUAAGGUAUACGCGCUCGUGCGCGGUCAUGUCCAUGGUUGGUACGAUCCUCGGCCUGGGAGAUCGGCACGGAGAGAACGUCAACUUGGAGGAGGGGAGCGGAGGAGUCUUCCAUGUAGACUUUAACUGUCUCUUCGACAAGGGCCUCACCUUUGCCAAACCAGAGCGCGUACCAUUCCGCCUCACGCACAACAUGGUGGCCGCCAUGGGCAUCUACGGUUACGAGGGGCCUUUCCGAAAGUCAUCCGAGCUGACGCUGAGCAUUCUGCGCCAGCAGGAAGAGACGCUGGUGACGAUCCUGGAGGCGUUCAUUUACGAUCCCACGCUGGAUCUGCAGAAGGACAAGCGAGCGGCGAAGAGGAGUGAAUUCGGGGUGAAGCUGCAGCCGCAGAGUGUGGUGGACAGCAUCAAGAGAAAGGUCAAGGGGCUGCUGCCGAACGAGAGCAUCCCUUUGAGUGUGGAGGGACAGGUGGAGGAGUUGAUUAAGCAGGCGGUCAACCCGAGGAACCUGGCGGCCAUGUAUAUCGGAUGGUGCCCAUUUUUGUAG